Messenger RNA from Panicum hallii, 764 nucleotides. RefSeq names its product arsenate reductase 2.2. The transcript is spliced from 2 exons. The record is from RefSeq and is a predicted model, not a curated record. Gene Ontology annotation, cellular component: nucleus; cytoplasm. NCBI's taxonomy places the organism in Eukaryota, Viridiplantae, Streptophyta, Magnoliopsida, Poales, Poaceae. The coding region runs from base 99 to 494 and encodes 131 amino acids. Gene Ontology annotation, molecular function: protein tyrosine phosphatase activity.
CCGUGUGUAAAAACACUGCCAAGCAAGAGGAAGAAUCUCUCCAGUCCUCCCUUCCCUUCCCCUCUCUCUCCGGGCGCUCCAGCUCCGGCGGCCGGACAAUGGCUCGGAGGGGCGUGUCCUACGUGUCGGCGGCGCAGCUGGUGUCCAUGUCCCGCGAUCCCCGCGUCUCCAUCGUCGACGUUAGGGAUGAGGAGAGGACCUACGACGGACACAUAGCUGGGUCCCACCACUACGCCAGCGACAGCUUCGCCGAGCGGAUGCCCGAGCUCGCCCAGGCAACCGGGGCCAAGGAAACCCUCGUCUUCCACUGCGCACUCAGCAAGGUGCGAGGCCCGUCUUGUGCACAGAUGUUCCAUGACUAUCUAUCAGAGGCCAAGGAAGAUUCAGGGAUAAAGAACAUCAUGGUCCUAGAACGUGGGUUUAAUGGAUGGGAAAUUUCAGGGAGGCCUGUUUGCCGUUGCAAGGACACCCCAUGCAAGGGUGUAUGCUCUUGAGCAUGGCAGAUCUUGCUCUGUCCGUUCCAAGAAAUUGAACGCUAUCGCAAGCUAGCAGUUUAUACUUUAUGAAUAUACUAUAGAUUGAUAAAAUGGUAUGUCUCUAUUGGGUGGAUCAACAAUGGCACUACGUGUGUCGUUCGUUCCAAUGAAUAACAGUUAUUGUUGCCUUACGGCAUGUAAACUGUAUCCGGAAUGCUUGGAAGUGUUUGGCUUCCAUCAACCUAUGGGCAUUCACAUCCUGUUUAUUGGCUGUACUUUUAUUCGCUC